GUAUUUUGAAUUACCACUUACUUGCAUGCCCACGCAUACUCAUUCUCUCCAACCCAAAUCUAGAGCUCCCAAGUACAAUGCUUUCUUCACAUGCAAUGAGGGUAUUUUGUCCAGUUUAACUAGUUUUCAACCGGAUCCCGCGCCUCAAAGCUCGUUGAUUUCCCCACCGGUCAGUCUUUGUUGGUCCCCUUUUUCGUCAAUGCUCUUAGGUCUGGCCGAACUCAUAUUUUUCCUGAUAGUAUGUAAUCCCUACCUUGAAGAGGAACAUUACUACCAGUUAAAGACUCCGUAUUCUAAAGGUCAUAAUGGGUGUAUUGGGGAUCUUGGCAGCUUCUUGGAACAAUUUCUUUGACAACACUAGCGCCUCUGGGGCGUCCAAUGCCGCCCGUUCCAAGCAUCCCUUGCGGAAAACGGCUUGGUUGUUCAUCUUCGUUCUGGGAUUGACCUUGACCAUUUGGGGUGUUUAUCAGGUGGUGGUUGAAUACUUGUCGUAUCCGGUGUCCACCACCAUCGCAUUAAGACAUUACAGCAAGAUCCAAUUCCCGGCGGUGACUAUUUGUAAUCAGAAUCGAGUGGAUUGUGAAAGGCUUCAAAGAGUCAUUGAGGAGUGCCAAUUGACCCCGGGCCAGUGCCAGGUUAACGUGACGAAGGUGGGAAUCCUGGAGAAGAUCAAUGCCUCAUCUUGUCCUUUACCACCUCAAGAAGCUUUGCAAUUGGCCUUGGCUAGUGGUCUAGGCGCUCUGGGGGGUGCUGUUGGCGAUGUACUUGGUGGCGUUGGAGACACUACUGGAAUUAUUAUUGGUGGGGACACCUCGGAUGGAGGUGGGGGUGGAGGAUUGUUGGGAGGCAUUUUGGGAGAAAUAAGGACACCUCUGGUGAAGAUGACCUUGCCACCACUGGAUUUGACCUCAAUGAUCGCUUCUAUUCCUGAGAUAACUAGCCCUACAAUUUCUAACCUAUCCCUGAUCCCAAACCCUACCAUCGGAGCCAGUAUCCCCUAUGUACCAAGUCCUCAAGGAACUUCCCAAAAUGCCUUCCCCAUCCCGCCCACUCUUACUCCUCCUCCAAUAGCACUAUCUUCAAUGGGAACACAUCCCAAUCCAGACAUCAUUGCUACAUCGGUUUACGUCCCAGAACCCACUGAUCCAUCGAUUACCCUACCAGGCUUAGGGCGGAAGAAGCGCUCUCUACUAGACAAUGAAACGCUAAAAGAUGAUCGACCCGCCGAUGUGGCCUUGGAAAAUGAGUUUUUGGAACUGUUCAUGAGACUGGACAACCACGAACGAGCAUCCAUUGGCCAUGCCUUCGACGAAUUUGUCCUGACGUGCACAUUUCGGGAAGGCAAUUGUAAAAACAGCAGCUUCUUUUGGCCUUCCCAAAGUCCAAAUUAUGGCAAUUGUUACACGUUCAACUCUGGCAUCAACGGCAAGGAUCCUCAGGGUGGUCGACGGGUGUCGUCCAUGUCUGGACCGUCUUUUGGUCUUACCCUGGUUCUCAAUCUAAACCAAACCAACUACAUGCAAAGAGGACAAACCACCCAAGCUGGCGCUCGAAUGGUCAUCCACUCGUCUCACGUCCGACCCAUGACCGAUGAAUUUGGAAAUGACCUCAUCCCUAACACCCUUAAUAGUGUGGCUGUUCAAGAGAUCGUGAUUGGACGUGAACCAGCUCCUUACACCUCCGAUUGCAUCACUGAGUGGUCCAAAACCAACUAUUCCGACUUCAUCCCAUCCUCUGGGUACAAUUACACACUCUCUCUUUGUCAACGAUUUUGCCUAAUGACCACCUUCCAAGACACUUGCGGCUGUUUUCAUCCCCAUUUCCUAGAGGGCGAUAUGAACCGAGGCGAUUUCUUGCCCUGCAGUUUGACCCACGGAUCCAAUCAGUCCGAGUGUAUUACUCGAGUGAUCGAGGAGGUUGAUGUGGGCGUGAGAAAUUGCUCUUGCAAAGUGGAGUGUCUGGAAUCGGAUUACAAGCUGUCGCUCUCUCAAUCCCAAUGGCCAUCGACGCAAUUCUCGGUAAGGUCUGGGAUCACAUGGCCUUUCCGGUCAUUCAUGGGGGUUUCUUUUCAUUUUUUAUUUCAGGACGAGGCGCGGGAACAAUAUGGUUUUGCCGAGACCAAACCCAACGAAACGAGCCUGGAACAGAAUUUGGUCAAGAUCAGGGUUUUCUUCAACUCGCUCAAUAUUCAACACGUGACCGAGUCGCCCAAAUACUCGUGGUCGGAUGGGACAAUGAUUUCGGCUUUGGGUGGCGCCCUCUCGUUGUACUUGGGGAUUUCCGUGGUGAUGGCGAUCGAGUUCUUGGAGUUCUUGAUUGAUGUCAUCUUGAAUGUUUACAGCUUUGGGAUUCGAGGAAAGAAGGUCAAGGACCAGACCACUUCAGCCAAAGGCUCCGUGGCUUGGGGUUUAAAUGGGUUGAAGUGAGCGUGACCAGAAAAUGUAAGAAAGGAAGGAUCAAUAUUAGGAUCACUGGACCGAUGACGCUUUUUAAAGCACAACUUGAACUGAAUUUACGAAUUGUACCGUCUAUUGUAAGAAUUAGCAAAUCACAUGCACAAGCUCAAUGACUGUGAAAUAUGUACUUUUCGAUAAUAUACGUACGAGUAUUGUUGUUUUGCUCUUAGAAA
Tigriopus californicus is the source of this 2629-nucleotide messenger RNA. RefSeq names its product amiloride-sensitive sodium channel subunit beta-like. NCBI's taxonomy places the organism in Eukaryota, Metazoa, Arthropoda, Copepoda, Harpacticoida, Harpacticidae. The transcript is spliced from 11 exons. The coding region runs from base 306 to 2426 and encodes 706 amino acids. Gene Ontology annotation, cellular component: membrane. Gene Ontology annotation, biological process: sodium ion transmembrane transport. Gene Ontology annotation, molecular function: ligand-gated sodium channel activity. The record is from RefSeq and is a predicted model, not a curated record.